Messenger RNA from Chiloscyllium plagiosum (whitespotted bambooshark), 2217 nucleotides. The record is from RefSeq and is a predicted model, not a curated record. Lineage: Eukaryota; Metazoa; Chordata; Chondrichthyes; Orectolobiformes; Hemiscylliidae.
AGCUCUCUCUAGAAGAUGUUUCGAUUAGGAUUGUUAUACAGUGGACGGUAUGGGGAACAUUGGUUUCCUUCAGCCCUAUGCAGCCAAGGACUGUACAGAGGCUGCCUUCAGUUCACAGCCUCCAGUGCACAGCGAAAGGAAAACAGACAGACUGUGGAGAGUCUGAAGCAGCUGUCAGUGGACGUAGCGAGGAUUCGUCAGCUGAAAAACUGGGUUUUGCUUGUGAACGAGGUUUAUGUCUAUGAAACUGCCAGCAUUUUAAAGGAAAUAGGAGUUGAGGGGAAGAAGGUAGCCCUCAUUUUGGAACGAUAUCCUGAGGCCAUCCUCUGCAAGCCAGCAGAAAUCAGAGCCCAGCAGGAGUUAUGGGGCAGAUUGUGCACCAAUGAGAAGGAACUGGCAAGAAUUAUUGAGCGCUUCCCAGAAUCAUUCUUUACAAUAAAAAACCACAAGAAUCGACAGGACAAUAUCAAAUAUUUCCAAGCAUUAAACAUAAAUAACAGGAUCAUCGGUCGCUUGCUGGUCAGUUCUCCCCAGACUUUCUGUAGUGGUGUGGAUCAGAACAGGGCUGUGAUUGAGAAUUUACAGCAGACCUACCUUCAGCUGGGUGGUAAACAGGCUGACAUGAGGAUCUGGUUAAUGAAACUGCUGAGCCAAAAUCCUUUCAUUUUUUUGAAACCUCCAAACUUGGUGUGUGAAAACCUGACCUUUCUGCAAUCCUUAGGCUUCAGCAAUGCUGAGCUCCUAAAGCUCAUCUCCAAGCUCAAAGGGUUGAUAGCCGAGCUAUCCCUCAGUACUAUGGAGAAAAGCAGUGCAUUCUGUCGACAGUCAUUGCAGUGCACUGAUGAGGGAUUGAAGAUCAUUUUCAUGAGCUGCCCGGCCUUGCUGUACUUCUCGGCUCCCAUAUUGGAGGAGCGCCUCACUGCCAUUUUACGGGAAGGGUUUUCAGUGGAACAGGUCAGAGCGAGCCCUACAGUUCUCGAGCUGUCUCCACAGAUUGUGCACCGUCGCAUAAAGAGGCUGAUCUCUUUAGGGUAUGAUGUGAAAAGAGACAGCCUGGAACUGCUCACAGGAACCAAGAAGGAUUUUGAAGUCCGUUGUGGAAAGAUGAACUGGAGGAAAGAGAGACCCUUGUUUAACCCAGUUGCUCCCUUGAGCAUUGAGGACUAACCGGCCAGUAAGUACCAGGGUGUGUCAACCCAAGAUGUGCCCUUGAAGCUGGAACAUAGGAGCAGGUAUGUAGGACGCUCAGCCCCUGGAGCCUGCUGUAGCAUUCAGUAACAUCACAGCUGUUCUGAUUGUGGCCUCAAUAACAUUUUCCUGGCUGCCCCUGACUCUCUUGUCUACCAAAGUCUGUCUUUGCGAUGUUGCGGUUCGUAUUGUAUUCAGGUUUUGCACAUACUGAAUAUAUGAGAUUUCAGCCAGAGACAGAUUGGUGUAUUUAAAAUGAUUGGCAGAUUCCAUUUGGGCAACUAGGGGAAAAAAAGCAAUGUAUUCACCUAAAAGGUCAGGAAAACCUGAAAUUCUGCAUACAGCUCCCCAACUCAGAAAAUAUAAAACAAAACAAAAUGUUUACCAUGUGCAAAUCAGUCAUGGUCUAAUUGAGGAGUGAAACAGUUUUGAGUUAUCAAAUGGCCUCCUGUUAUGUGCUAGUUGUUAAUAAUUUUUCAUAAACAAAUCCAUCAAGCUCGUGGUUACUUUUCCUGUCAGCCUUCUCACAAGGAGUAGAUAUGGAUAUUCAUUGCAAGGUCUGAUUCUGCCAUUGGACAACACUUGCUGAACAAUCCAGAGUGUAUCAUUAGCUACAUUAACAACUCCUUCCAGUUGAGCCUGUGGCUCAGUUAUGUUUAAUAAAAGUGAUAUGCUUUCAUAAGAAGGGACCCGUGCACUACAAAUAAAAGGAAUAUAGUUAAUCCUUUUUUUUUUUAAGUUACUCACAAGCCUCUGACUCCUACCAGGACACCCAAAUCUCCCUUACCCUUUAUAAUUCUGAGGUCAUUCUCUGUUUAAAUAUUAGUGCUUUGUACUCUGUACAAAGUGAGCAACUUUAUAUGUGCUCACAUUAUUUUCCAUCAGCCAGCUUUUUGCCCACUCACUCAACAUAUGUACAUCUACAACCUCCUUACGUCUUCCUCACAUCAUACUUUCUGACUUGUCUUGGUGUCAAUGAUUAAUUUUCCAAGAUUAUAGAAACCAAUGUAACAAAACUUGCUUUGAUUA